Messenger RNA from Lasiodiplodia theobromae, 1053 nucleotides. RefSeq names its product Zinc alcohol dehydrogenase. The record is from RefSeq and is a predicted model, not a curated record. The transcript has 2 exons. The coding region runs from base 1 to 1053 and encodes 350 amino acids. Lineage: Eukaryota; Fungi; Ascomycota; Dothideomycetes; Botryosphaeriales; Botryosphaeriaceae. Gene Ontology annotation, molecular function: oxidoreductase activity. Gene Ontology annotation, cellular component: mitochondrion.
AUGAAAGCCUGGUCCUACAACCACAGGGGUCCAGUCCACAAGGUCCUCCAACUCUCUUCCCUGCCAACCCCGCACCUCCCCCAGGACUCUCCCAACAUCCUCGUCCGCAUCACGCACGCCUCCCUAACCCCCUCCAUCGCGCACCUCAUGCCCAUCCUCCCCUUCCUCCGCUCCUCGCGCCCCUUCAUCCCCGAACUCUCCUUCACCGGCACCAUCGCCGCCGCGACCCCCACGACGCCGCCGCACCUCUCCACCCCGGGCACCCGCGUCUUCGGCAUCAUCCCAAUCUCAGCGCAGCUGCUCCACGGCGCCGGCGCGCUGGCCGAGUACGUCGUGACGACACCAACCUCGGUCAGCGUCUGCCCGGCCGACCUCGCGCCCGAGGACGCGGCCGGGCUGGACGGCAACGGGCAGACGGCGCUGCUCAUGUGCCGCAACGCAAACGUGCGGGCCGGCAGUCGUGUAUUCGUCAACGGCGCGACGGGCGGCGUGGGCACCGUCGUCGUGCAAAUGGCCAAGCGCGUGUUCGGCGCCGCCGAGGUCGUGGCGACCGGGUCGGGCGAGGAAGGCUUCGCGCUGGCCAAGGCUAUGGGCGCGGACAGGGUCGUGGAUUACCGCGAGUGCGGGCCGGGAGGGAUCACUGCUUGGUUGGCCGACGAGUACGGUAGGGGCGGGGAUGAGGGUAAGUUUGAUGCGGUGCUGGAUUGUGUGGGGACACAAGCGUUGUUUGAGAGCAGCCCGGAGUAUUUGAAGGAGGAUGGGGUAUUUGUGAGUGUUGGGGCCAUGGAGGGGGUGUUCACGACGUUGUUUUGGAAUCUGCCGAAGAAUCGUUGGUGGCCCAAAAUCUUGGGAGGAACGCCGAGGAAAUUCAUAUUCCAGCAGACGCCUAUAACUCCAGAACGAAGGGAGGAGUUGGUAAAACUGGUGCAGGCGGGCAACUUGAAAAGGGUUGUGGACAGUGUGUUCGAUAUGGAAGAUGCUCUCAAGGCCUACGACCGACUUCUUAGCCAAAGAGCGAAAGGGAAGGUUAUCGUGAAGAUUCAAGAUGUGUAA